UCACUAACAAUAAACUUAAAAAUCAAAACUAAUAUAAAUCAGAAAGCCAUUACACAAUCUCUCCUCUCUCUCGCCUCUCGCUCUCUCCAAAUCUGUGCGCGGUUGUGUGCGGUGAUCCGGGGUGUCCCGACCGCGAUCAGGGCCGUCGGCUUCGGGUCGGACGGACGGAUGCCGGUGGACGUCGGCCGCGCCGCGGCCCGCGAGGCGGCGAUGCCGGCGGCGUGCAGCUCGUCCUCGAUUGGGAAGGACAGCGACGAGUGCUCGCCGCCGGGGAAGGAGGAGGAGGAGGGGGAGGAGGUGCAGAGCGCGUUCGUCGGGGGAGGAGGGGGCCUCGCGGGGUUGGAGGCAUUGGAGGAGGCGCUUCCCAUCCGACGUAGCAUCUCCAAAUUCUACAAUGGAAAAUCAAAAUCUUUCGCGUGUCUCAAGGAAGCUGUUUCAUCUUGUGGCUCUGCAAAGGACAUCGCGAAGGCAGAGAGCGCAUAUUCGAGAAAACGGAAGAAUCUCCUUGCAUACAGCAUCAUGUAUGAAACUUCACAGGAGACAGCAGCAGAAGUUUAUGAAACUGGACCCCCUAAGAGGCUUGCCAGUCUGAGCAGAAACUCUUUGGUGACCUUGGCUAGUAGCAGUUCCAGGAGCAGCAGUAGUAUCAGCAUCGAAGAAACCGAGCUCACUGAGCAGCUUCAUUCUCCUCCGUCGCUUGCUAAUGAUGAAAAUUCUGCGGUUUAUAAUGCUCCAGCACUACAAUUAGGAUCCUGUGAUCCUAAAACAUCAUCUGUGCCUGUGAGGUCAUUUUCAAUGAUGGAUUUGCGCCGUCUGCAUAGGCCAAGAUCCUCAUGUCGUCUCAAAGAUCAGAAAACGACAGAGUAGCGUAGUAUUCUUGAUGUUUUACUGGGGCUGCUAGUGUCUUUCUGUAUUGUGAAUAAAUAAGGGGGGAGUUUGAUGGUGUUGUCUGUGCCUGCAAGAUGAUUGGGGCUACUGUGUUGUAUGUAAAUUAGCAUACUACAUACUGAUAUCGAUGGCCUAAGCCCUAAGGUGUAUGUCUGUAUCAUGCAAAUUAACAUUUGUAAAUUAACUAAAUCCUCUAGUACCUUAUAUUAUACAUUCUUCUGGACC
Molecule: messenger RNA, 1113 nt
Organism: Oryza sativa Japonica Group (Japanese rice)
Lineage: Eukaryota; Viridiplantae; Streptophyta; Magnoliopsida; Poales; Poaceae
Product: protein OXIDATIVE STRESS 3 LIKE 1
Source: RefSeq, a predicted model, not a curated record